Durio zibethinus is the source of this 2323-nucleotide messenger RNA. RefSeq lists its product as uncharacterized. Gene Ontology annotation, cellular component: Ino80 complex. NCBI's taxonomy places the organism in Eukaryota, Viridiplantae, Streptophyta, Magnoliopsida, Malvales, Malvaceae. The record is from RefSeq and is a predicted model, not a curated record.
AAAUAUAAAAAGAGAAAAAGGAAAGGAAAAAAAAACAAUAAAAUUCCAUUGACAGAUUUGUGGUUCGCCAUUUUCUCUGGAAAUGCAACAAAAGGUACAUUACGUUUGGCAAUCAAGUUUUUGCUUGAUUGUUUGGCAUCUCCAUGUAACUAGAUUGUAGAGCUGAACGUCUUUCUGGUUUCAAUGGGCGUACAGAAGAUUUGUCAUUGGAAAUCAGGGGUUAGUAUUUGCCAUGGUCAGAUUCCUGGCUUAUUAAAAGGUCAGGGCAAGGGAAAGGAAGAUAACCCUGUCUAUGGGCCAGACUCAGGUAAUGAUCUUGAUGACUGUGACUUCCAGGGAAUUAGCUGUGAGCUUGGCAUGGUGGAAGGUCAGAUUUGCAGCAUACCGUAUGAACUUUUUGAUCUACCAGGUUUGAGGGAGAUAUUAUCGUUGGACACAUGGAACUCAUGCUUGACGGAGGAAGAAAGGUUCUCUUUAUCAGCCUACCUUCCUGAUAUGGACGAAUGGACUUUUUGGUUAACUAUGAAAGAGCUCUUCACAGGUAGUGAUAUGUAUUUUGGGAAUCCCAUGGAUACAUUUUUCAAAAGAUUGAAGGGUGGAUUUUAUUCUCCAAAGAUUACUUGUCUUAGAGAAUCCUUGCAGUUUCUUGAGAGAAGAAGAUAUUACCAUGCAUUAAGAUCCUAUCAUGACAAAAUGGCACAAAUGUUAAUAGAAAUGAGAAGGUUGUGGGAUGAAUGUGAUACGAGUGCUGGUGUUGAAGAAAGACUUUACAUGUGGAGAACGAGGAAAUGCGAGGAUGCCAAUUUGCUUGACCUUAAUGCAGUUCCUCAUGAUGGAUAUCUGUUAAAUGAGGAUCUUAACUCAGAUGCAGUCAUGCGUCAUUUACCAAAGAGAAUGAAGUCUUGGGAAAGUGUUAGAGCAAAAAACAUUGUUGCUAGUCCAUCUGCCAAUGGAAUGAACAUUAUUGCCCCCAACUGCAGCACAAAGGGUGUUCUGAAUGUUAAGACUUCUGGCAAUGCGAUUCACAAUCACAAUCAAAAGAUGGUUGUAGGUGACAUAACGGAACAACGUCGAUCAGUACCAAAGGGCCUGCUGAAAGUAGUUCCCAAAGUUCCUUCUGUCCUACCACUAGUAUCAAAAGUGUUCUCAAGAAGGUCACAAACAGCAUUGCUUGUUGGUGCCCAAGAUUUACAGGACCAUAGAGUAUCUUAUUCGCAAGCAUCUACACACUUGGGAAAUGCAGGUGAUUUUAGUGGGUCACCGUUUCUAUGGCAGAAGGUUGCUGGUAGCAAAAUGAACCAUGAGCAAUCUCAGUGUAUGUUAAAUCGUCAAGAUAGCGCUUUAAGAAACAGUAGAUAUUUACAUAACUCCAGUGAAAAUGUAAGGAAGGAAGUUGACAUUGCCGAUUUAGAUAAACAUAAAUUGUUUGAACAAGAUGAGGAAAGCUUCAUUGAUUCAAAGAGAUUCAAAUUUGGUGGUCAUAAUUUGUGGCAGAACUUUGCCAUGGGAAAGAAAGGAUUUUUUGAGAGAUCCUUGGAAUCAUACCCAUUUUCUGACCAAUACCAUGAAGGAGAGAGGCAGACCAGAAUCUUGCAAAAAGAGUGCAUCACCAUUCUUCCAACAGUUCCUGAAGCAGUCUUAAGAGAUUCGGGAAUUAGGGGUGGCAUGCAGGAAAAGUUAAUGGCUUUUCCCAACCAAAUGAAGAGCCCAAGUGAUUUUACUGUUGAAAAUUCAGAGAAGCCAAGUAAACCCAGUGUUUCAGAGAGGCUCAAGUAUGAUCUCGCCCUUCCUUUGACAUACAAGCGAAGAAGGCCUCAAGCCAAAAACUCAUCAGGCGUCACCAACUCACUAAUAACAGGUACUAAUUUAAGAUCUGGUAGUCCUAAAGAAUCAAAUCAACCUUUGGGGGAGAGUGUGAAGGCAUUGAAGAUAAAAUUCAUGGGUUGGGAAAAUACUCCUUUGAACGGGGAAUCUUGAACGGUAUGUCAAGGACAAAAGUUUAGUUAGCUCCUUCAUAGUAUAAAAGCCUGCCACAUAUUGUGGUGAAAUCACUCCUCUGUUAUAGGCUUCGUCUAUCUGCAUAAAAUCAGUAUAUAUUGCAGAAAGAAAGUUCUUAUUAUCAAGUCAGAAUGUUAUCAACUUUUCUCCGUAUUGUCAAUCAAGUAAGAGUACUAUAAUCUGCUGACUUCCUUUGCAUUUCCAUUAUCCACUGGUACGCACCAUAGAUUAAAUGGUUAAGUUUUUUUUAUAACCUUAGAAAAAAAAAGGUAAGGAAUUGGUGACUUUGCCGUAUUGGGAUGAAAGGUUUUAGGAUCAAAUUCCA